CCCCCUCCUCAGCUCAGCCCCCUCCACACCCAUGAUGCGAAAGUUUGUUUUCCCCCUCAAAAGUCGUGAAAGCGUCGGCAACUGCGGAUCCGCACCAGCGUAUGCUGCUCCCCCGCAUCAACACGGCUGUUCUCCGCAUCCAUGGAUGCGUGUGACACCCCUCUACAACCCACUCGGAUGCGGAUCCGCAGGAGCUGUUUCCUUGCUCGUGUGAAGUGUGUAACUCGAGUGACGAAGCUGGCGUUGUCUGAGCGUGGCAUUCCAGGAGUCUCACGACAGCAUCUCGUUCUUCGACCUCCCUAUGGGGACGCAUGGAUGACGCCGCCGCGAUGCAGCGACGCGGGCGUGGCUCCGUCGGUGAGCCCUCGAACGCGGUUUGGAUAACAGCAUUUGCGGAGAGUGCAACUGCGGCUCACACUUCCUUGCGGUUCGGCUCCUCGUCGAUGUGUCCGCAUGGCGAAAGGAUCGUCGAGAGUUGUCGUGUACCGUCGGGGAGCCGGUGCGUCAUGUCUGUCGCCUGACCGUCUGAUGUCGAGAAAGCAUCAUCUCUUACGAAACGAGAGAGCUCCGGAGUCUGAUAUGCGGUGAGAAUUAUAAGACUGUCAAAAAUCCUUCUGACUUUGUUGGGUCUCUCUGGAGAAGACGGCAACUGUACAGAUCUCACGUGUCCUGCUGCUAGCAUUUGCCUCUUGCUUAACGGAACACUUCAAAGGAUACUAUAACCAUGGCCACACCUGCACAGAAAAAGAAGUUUGCGACCGAGCUGACGGACUAUGCGUCACGGCGUCAGACCACCGGCCCCUAUGCGGACAACCUCGACGUCGACGUCCUCAUCGUCGGUGGCGGAUUCGGGGGUGUCUUCAUGCUCAAGACCCUCCGGGAGAUGGGUCUACAGGCCGUCAUCUACGAAGCCGGCACGUCCUUCGGAGGCACCUGGCGGUGGAACCGAUACCCCGGCGCGCGCGUCGACUCCGAGGUCCCCGAAUACGAGUUCUCGUGGCCCGAGGUCUUUAAAGACUGGAGGUGGUCCACCAACUACCCCAACUUCCAGGAGCUACGGGCGUACUUUGACCAUGUCGACAGGGUGUUGAACCUGUCGAAAGAUUGCUCCUUUGAGACAGUCGUCGUCGGUGCUCAGUUCCAGCCCGCCGAAGGAAAAUGGCACAUCAAGACUGCCGACGGCCGCUUGGCCAAGAGCAAGUACUUCAUCGUCGCCGCUGGCUUUGCUUCUAAGCGAUACAUCCCGAACUGGCCCGGCGUCGAAAAGUUCCGAGGCGUCGUCCACCACUCCUCCUUCUGGCCCGAAGAAGACGUUGAUGUGAGCGGCAAGCGAUGCGCCGUCAUCGGCACCGGGGCUUCGGGCGUCCAGAUCGCGCAGGAAUGGGGCCAGGCCGUCGGCGAACGCGGCGAGCUGAAAGUCUUCCAGCGGACGCCGAACCUGGCCGUGCCCAUGGGCAAGCGGCCCCUGACGCCGCAAGAGCAGGACGCCGGCAAGACGUGGUACCCGCGCCUGUUCCAGCUCCGCGAGAAGUGCUUCGGCGGCUUCCUCUACAGCAUGGCGGAGCGGAACACGUUCGACGACUCCCCCGCGGACCGCGAGGCCUUCUACCGCGCGCUCUGGGACCACGGUGGAUUCCGGUACUGGCUCGGCAACUACCGGGACAUGCUCUUCGACGCCGACGCCAAUAAGGAGGCCUACAGCUUCUGGUCGCGCAAUGUCCGGGCGCGGAUCGGGGACGCGAGGAAGCGGGAGAUCCUGGCCCCGACGGUCGACAAGAUGCCGCACUUCUUCGGCGUCAAGCGACCAUGCCUGGAGCAGAACUACUACGAGCAGUUCAACAAUUGUUGUUGUUGUUGUUGUAUUUUACGCCAUGGCGGCAAGAGCGCAACCGCCCUUGCGGCAGACCUCCCGAAGGGUAUGUGGCGUGGAGAGCCGUAGGCCUAUAACUACCACUAGAUACAGUCCAAAUCGUCCUCCAAGUCGUGCCUAGAGGCAACUAUGUGUUCGAGCUGUCUCUGGGUGCCGCUGGCUUGCCCGAGACAGUGCUCUGGUCGUCCCUAAACCGCGAUUCCGCCGGUAUUUCCUCUCCUUCGACCCAGAGCCCGCAGGCUGCUGGUUUACACAACGUCCCAGUAGCCGUCCGAAGCAUAUCGUGAUAGGUUAUACCGCCACGAGGGAAACCACAAGGGGCGAAACCUCGUGAGGAUAGGUUGUAGGGUUUGCUGUUAGGCUCUGUAACAAGCACAGCCGUGUAUUACCGUGGCUAUACACAGCAACCCUAGUGUCUGUUUGUCUUUUCGAGGG
This is a messenger RNA of Colletotrichum destructivum, 2305 nucleotides long. Its product is annotated as Putative flavin monooxygenase, FAD/NAD(P)-binding domain superfamily. The coding region runs from base 725 to 1939 and encodes 404 amino acids. Lineage: Eukaryota; Fungi; Ascomycota; Sordariomycetes; Glomerellales; Glomerellaceae. Gene Ontology annotation, molecular function: flavin adenine dinucleotide binding; N,N-dimethylaniline monooxygenase activity; NADP binding. The record is from RefSeq and is a predicted model, not a curated record. The transcript is spliced from 4 exons.